This is a messenger RNA of Periconia digitata, 1278 nucleotides long. NCBI's taxonomy places the organism in Eukaryota, Fungi, Ascomycota, Dothideomycetes, Pleosporales, Periconiaceae. The record is from the annotation of a GenBank genome assembly.
GCCGUUGAGCGAGCAAUGGUCCAAUUCGAGUCGCUUGAUCAUGAGUCGAGUACCCUUCCAGCCCUUGAGCCUCACAUCCACAAGUGGCUACACGCUGUGGUCGUGCUUGGCUUCUUGUCAUUCUUUACAUCCAUCACUCUGAUCUUUUUGCUCACAUACCGCCUGAUACGAUGGCAGCUCAAAGCAAAACGCACCUCCCAAUUCGUCUUCCUCAUCUUUAACCUCCUGUGGGCCGAUAUCCAACAGUCACUGGCCUUUCUGCUCAACGUGGAAUGGCUCAGGCUGGAUUCCGUCGUCGUGGGGAGUCCCAUCUGCUUCACCCAGGGCUGGUUGAUCUCCACCGGUGAUCUCAGCUCGGGCGUGUUUUGUACCGCUAUCGGCUUUCACACUUUUGCAUCAGUCAUCUGCAACUAUCGAUUGAAGCAGAGGAACUUCUACUUGACCAUCUUGGCGCUUUGGGUGUUUGUCUACAGCAUAUCCGCAAUCCAAGUCAUCAUGUAUCCGCGCGACAUUUACGUGCGAUCUGGCGUUUGGUGCUGGGUCCAUCACGACCUCAAAGACCUUCGUCUGUGGACCCACUACAUCUGGAUCUUCACCUUUGAGUUUGGCAACGUCAUCAUAUACGCCCUCAUGUACUACAUCCUGCUCAACCGCAUUCGCAGUGGGUACUACACCGAUACCGAGGCCCAGCGCGUACGAUCGAUUGCCAACCUAAUGAUCUCCUAUCCGGUCAUCUACGUGGUCUGCACCCUACCGCUGGCCUCGGCUCGUAUGGCAGCAAUGGGUGGAAACCCACCUUCACAUGCUCGACUUUGUCUUGCUGGCUUGAUGAUAACGUCGAACGGAUGGCUAGACGUUCUUCUAUAUACUCUGACUCGCCGUAUCAUGGUCUUCUCCGACGAACCUCCACCAGACGAUGACGGAUUUGAAACAUUUUCUCCUUUCUGGUCCAUGGGCCCCAGCCGCUUCGGCGGCUCCUGCAAGAUCGAGGCUGAUGCACCCACCUCGAAGCAUCGGCCGGGCCGCUCCAUUGUGUCACUGCCCACUCGAAACGAAAGCAUCGAGGAUUUGUGUAGUGUGGGCAUGGGCAAGAUGGACAUCAAAUUGGUCACCACAACACAAGUCACCAAUGAGCCCGCCAUGCCCGAGGAUUUUGAAGAGAUGGAGGAGCUGGCUCGCCAGAUGAGACCCAAGACGCCGGUUGGGAGAUGGAGCGAAGACAGCAAACAAUGGGUCGUUGUACCGGAUGAGUUUCUGAAUCCCGAUGAUCGUCGAUGA